CUAAUCCGGGUUUCCGCGUGUCUGGGUCCUCGCGAGUCCCGGGAUCCGGCGCUCGGGGGGCGGCGACCGGCUGCUCCAGCGGCGCCCGGCGCGCACCGGCCGGACCCGCGCGGGGAGCAGGAGGGGGGCUUCCUGCGGGAAGAUGAGGAAGCCCGAUGGGAAGAUCGUGCUUCUGGGGGACAUGAACGUGGGCAAGACGUCGCUGCUGCAUAGGUACAUGGAGCGGCGCUUCCCGGACACGGUCAGCACGGUGGGCGGUGCUUUCUACCUAAAGCAGUGGCGCUCCUACAACAUCUCCAUCUGGGACACCGCAGGGCGGGAGCAGUUCCAUGGCCUGGGCUCCCUGUACUGCCGGGGCGCGGCCGCCAUCAUCCUCACCUACGACGUGAGCCACCCGCAGAGCCUACUGGAGCUGGAGGACAGGUUCCUGGGCCUCACGGACACGGCCAGCACAGACUGCCUCUUCGCCAUCGUGGGCAACAAGGUGGACCUCGUCGAGGAGGGGGCCACAGAGGGCCGGGAGGAGGAUGGGCCCGGCCCCGGGACUGCCGGCAGCGGCGGAUCACCCAAAGUGCCCAAGCUGGUGCAGCUGGAGGACGCGGUGGCCCUUUACAGAAAGAUCCUCAAGUACAAGAUGCUGGACGAGAAGGCCGUGCCGGCUGCAGAGCAGAUGUGCUUCGAGACCAGUGCGAAGACCGGCUACAACGUGGACCUGCUGUUCGAGACCUUGUUCGACAUGGUGGUGCCCAUGAUCGUGCGGCAGAGAGCCCAGGGGCCGCCGCAGACCGUGGACAUCAGCAGCCACAAGACGCCCAGACGGACCAGGUCUGGGUGUUGUGCCUGACUCAGCGGGGCCCCAAGCCCCAGUGUCUGUGGUGGGCCAGAGUUGCGAAGCAGGCGGCACACGGAGGAGGACGUCCGGGGACAACAACAGCGGGGUGUUCUGUGGUCUGCGGGGACGGCUCCUCCAUCUGCAUCGCUGUGUGGGAAUUGGGGGACACGGGAAUUGCCUGCAGAAAACACUCCUCUGAGCCAGGAUCCUGAGGACCGUUGUGCAGUGCUGGUCCUUUCCUACAUCCCGGCCUUGCUGAAGCCUGUGGCCCGGCUUCUGCGGCCCCUGGCGUGUAUGAGCACCUGGCUGUGGCACCUGGCCAUGGUACUUGGUGUGUGUGAGCACCUGGCUGUGGCACCUGGUGUGUGUGGGCACCUGG
Enhydra lutris kenyoni (northern sea otter) is the source of this 1211-nucleotide messenger RNA. RefSeq names its product RAB20, member RAS oncogene family. NCBI's taxonomy places the organism in Eukaryota, Metazoa, Chordata, Mammalia, Carnivora, Mustelidae. Bases 143 to 844 code for a protein of 233 amino acids. Gene Ontology annotation, biological process: intracellular protein transport. The transcript is spliced from 2 exons. The record is from RefSeq and is a predicted model, not a curated record. Gene Ontology annotation, molecular function: GTP binding; GTPase activity. Gene Ontology annotation, cellular component: endomembrane system.